Messenger RNA from Notechis scutatus (mainland tiger snake), 3848 nucleotides. Lineage: Eukaryota; Metazoa; Chordata; Lepidosauria; Squamata; Elapidae. The record is from RefSeq and is a predicted model, not a curated record.
GCCGCCGCUGGCGGCGUCGCGCGUGCAUGACGUCACGCCAUGGCCGCCCAGCUCUGCCGCCAGUAGAGGCCUUGUCUCGCGCCCCGCCGCUUUCCCGGAGCCGCUUCCCCGCUCCCUCCCCCGACCCCCUCCCGCUCGGCAAGACUAGUGGGUCCUGAUGGAUGUUUCUGAAACACUUGAGCAAAACCCCCGCUCUCCCAGUGAGAAAGACGAAGAGGAGGAUGACCACCAGCCCUCUGAUGACGAAAUCCUGAAAGGGAGUAGUUCAGAGCAGGAUGGGGAGGAAGGACAGGGUGCCUGUUUGGGGAAAGGUGCAGAUGGGGUAACUAGAACAUUGAGCCAUGGGGAGGAGGAGGAGGGCCUUCCCUCAGAGGAAGAGGAGCGUUUAAGUGAAACCAAGUCUCCGGACUCUGAUCGUAACGAUCAAAGCCAACCGCUCAAGUCCUCCCUGCGUGUUGAGCAAGCAGAAGACGGGGCAAAUGACCUGGGGGAUGAAGCCUCCUCGGUCAUUCGAGAACUGGAUGAGCAUGAACUGGACUAUGAUGAAGAGGUUCCCGAGGAGCCCAGCGCCGUUCCUGCAGACGAUGAGGCUGACAAGGCUGUGGGGGAGGAGGAGGAGGAAGAGGAAGAAGAAAAGGGAGACGAGCCUCUGGGAAAUGAAAAACAGCCUACCCCCAAAAGCAACAAUGAGAAGGAUGAGCAGGAGCCUCCCAAGGAGAAGAAGAAGGAAGAAGAUGGAGAAAUUGAUGAUGGCGAGAUUGAUGAUGAUGACCUGGAGGAGGGAGAGGUGAAAGAUCCCAAUGACAGAAAAAUGAGGCCACGUCUUACCUGCCGUUUUUUUGUGAAAGGGAACUGUACUUGGGGCAUAAACUGCCGAUUUAUUCAUCCUGGUGUGAAUGACAAAGGAAACUACUCCCUGAUUACCAAGCCAGAUCCUUUCUCUUCUAACGGUGCCCCUCCUAUUGGCCCUGGUCCUCACCCUUUGAUGCCAGCCAACCCUUGGGGAGGGCCCGGUGUGGAUGAAAUCUUCCCGCCCCCGCCUCCUGACCCUCCAACAGAAAGUGCCUGGGAACGGGGCCUCCGACACGCAAAGGAGGUGCUGAAAAAGGCUACCAUGAGGAAAGAACAAGAACCCGAUUUUGAAGAAAAACGGUUUACAGUAACGAUUGGGGAAGACGAGCGCGAAUUCGACAAAGAAAAUGAAUUUUUACGAGACUGGAACUAUCGCAUCACUCGGGACGUGCGGGAUUCAAGUGACACAGAAGUCAAAGAGAACAUUAAUUAUGGGCUCGACCCAUAUUCCGAUCCCUACUAUGAUUAUGAAAUAGAACGCUUCUGGCGGGGAGGGCAGUAUGAGAACUUCAGGGUCCAGUACACGGAUCCAGACCCCUACCGCAAUUACAGGCUGAGUAAGGAAAGGGAGCGAGAGAGGGAUCGGGAGAACCGGCAGCGGGAACGGGAGCGAGAGAGGGAGCGGGAACGGGAGCGGGAACGGCGGCAGAGGGAGCGUGAGCGUGAAAGGGAACGGGAGCGUGACAAGGAGCGCCAGAGGCGGAAAGAAGAGUGGGAGAGGGAGCGGGAGCGCAUCAAGCGAGAUGACAAGGAGCGCCCACACCGGGACCGAGAUCGGGAACGGGAGAAAGAGCGUGAGAAAGAGAAGGAGAAGCCAAAGCCUCGAUCCCCACCGCCAGCCAGUUUGGGAUUGAUGCUACCCAAAGAGUCACGUGACUUGAUGGAGAUUCCAGCAUGCCUAUUAUGUAAGACUGACUCCAGUUCUGUCAUCUGCCGUAAGACAGAUUUCCUCAAGUUUGAAAACCUGUACGAGAAGAAGAAGAAGAAGGGAGUGGAGGGAACGCAGUGCCUCUUCACCCCACCCGCCAAGGGUGUAAAUUGGGCUGAGAGUUCACGGGUGGUUCAGCCCCACCCCAAAAGGAACUUCCUGUCUGAGUGGAAAUUGGACUCUCCCAUUGCUCCAUCCUCCAAGCCUCCUUGCUGGCACGGGGGCGGGCGGGGGCUGGCGCUGGCGCAGAUUUUCCAUUGUGCGGAGCUGCCAAAGCCUUGCUUCAAAUCCCCGGUCGAUGACGAAACCCCCGGACUCUUCCUGCCCCUGCUUUGCAGGUCGCAGUCCUUCUCCUCUUCGCCGUCUCCUUCUCCCACGCCAUCUCCACACAAGCCUCCUCCCAAAGUCAAAGGGGAAUCUGCAGUCCUGGCUGGAAAGGGUGAAAAGCUUGUGAAGAAACUCCUUGCCCCACCAGCACCUCCACCGGUGGCGAAAGUUGCCCCCUCUGCCCCAGAGCCAGCCAAACCAGGGGACAACAGGGAGGCAAGGCGGAAGGAGCGGCAAGCGAGGACCCCUCCCAGAAGGCGGGCCGUCAGUUGCAGCGGCAGCAGUUACAGCGGGUCCAGCUCUCACUCGAGGUCCCUGUCCCGGUCCCUGUCGCGGUCCUCCUCAGCCUCGCUCUCCCCGUCUCCAUCCGGGUCCAGGAAAUCCAGGUCUCUGAGUGUCAGCAGCGUCUCUUCCGCCUCCAGUGCCUCCUCCAGCAGCAGCUCGGUCCGGAGCGCCGACUCGGAAGACAUGUACGCGGACCUGGCCAGCCCGGUGUCUUCGGCUAGCUCCCGGUCCCCGACCCCCGCCCAGCAGAAGAAAGAAAGGGGAAAGGCCAAGAAAGAGAGCGGCCCGAAGGAGGAGAAGCGGAAGCGAGACGUCCCAGCGCAGCCGGCCAAAUCCGCCAAGCCAGCCUCGGGGGGGAAGUCUCAGCAGCCUCCCGCCCCUCACCCGCCCUCCCAGGCCCAGCCUGCUGGCUUCAGCGCCCACAAGGAAAUCAAGCUCACCCUACUGAACAAGGCGGCUGACAAGAACAGCAGUCGGAAGCGGUACGAGCCCUCCGACAAGGACCGGCAGGCUUCUCCCCCGACCAAGAGGAUCAACCUGUCUCCAGGUGCUCGCGACCGGAAACUCACCGGAAGGCUCUCCUCUCCCAAACAGGACCGUCAGCGGGGGCCCAACCCGAAGCCCUCCCCAGCCCAGGCUGAUAAGAAGCGCCCGCUCUCCCCGCCGUCUAAGAGUUCCAGCAAGGUCACGAGCAUCCCAGGCAAAGCGGCCGAGCCGGUCCCUCCAGCCGCCCCGGCCAAAUCGGGCAAGUCCAGCACGUUGUCGCGAAGGGAGGAGCUCCUGAAGCAGCUGAAGGCCGUGGAGGACGCCAUUGCUCGGAAGCGGGCCAAGAUCCCCGGGAAAGUAUAGUCCAGCGCUGGCCCGGCCCGGAUCAGAGACUCGCCCGUGUUUUUAUAAAUAGCGUCCAAGCAGCCACUUUGGAUUUUGCAGUUCUGUUUUAUUUUGGCAGUGGCCCUUUUUAAACAAAAAAACAAAAAAAAAAGCAAAACCAACAACGAAUUGGAUAAAUUUUGUCAGCUGGAAUCCACCCCCCCACCGCCCACUUCCUGGGUGGGAGACGGUUCCCCCGACUGCCUCUCUCGCCCAGGUGCUGCUGGCCCCGGGUGCAAGUGUUCGCUGCGGUCGUUUUCCUGGUCCUGGUGCACAGUGGGCUCCUCACCGCAGCCUUGUCCGAUGUGUCCUCCUCCUCCCCUUUCUCCUCCCCCACCUCUUUGCUAGCUAUGAAUUGCAUCCCCCUAGUUAGCCACCGCGCUACGUGUCGCGUGUUGUCAGCCAUGCACUUCUGCACACGUGUAAGAGGAGAGCCCCCCCCUCCCCAAACACCGUCCCCAGCCGGAAGCUCCCCCCUCUGCCCUUCCCCUCCCCUCCCCCCAGCUGCCUAGAGACCCGCGAUGAGAAGAUUCCAUGUCUCUUUUAUUUUAACCAAAAGAUUGUUUUAGUUGAUUUAAAGCCAGAA